AUGAAUAGCCGUCAAGGAGGGAGGGCGAGGACAAUCAAGAACUGCCUCUACAAAAACACAUGUAUUCGACAGAUGUUCGAACAUCUUCAGUGCCAAUGGCAGAUGAAGGCCGGAGGGGUCGAAAAGUUGCUUGCUGGACCUGACAACAGGUGUAGACCUACUCGUUGCCAGGGAUCACAGAAUGUGAAAAUUGUUUACGACGCGGGUACCGCAGUUCGUAAGGUUGCCGCCAAUGGAGCUACCGCGGAGAUACCUCCUGCAUCACCGUCGGUAGUCUGCACGAGUGGGUGGGGAAGCAAAGCUCGUGGGGGAGUGGAAAUGGAUCACACUCGGGAUUCUUCCUCGGAAUCCGACAGUCCUCGCGUUGGCCUUGUGUCUGAUGACAAAUCUUCCUCAGAAGGCGGUACGGCGGCGGUAGCUUCCUUGUCUAUUCGAGCGUGA
Molecule: messenger RNA, 441 nt
Organism: Toxoplasma gondii ME49
Lineage: Eukaryota; Apicomplexa; Conoidasida; Eucoccidiorida; Sarcocystidae
Exons: 2
Coding region: 1-441 (146 amino acids)
Source: RefSeq, a predicted model, not a curated record